UCUGGAUAUGGGUAUAUUAUUAGACUGCAGUUCGGUUAUUGUGGCAUUUUGGAUUCGAAAAUAGAAAGUUUUCACUUUGUGUUGGUUAAUUUAUCUUAAUCGUGUGAAAUUUAAAUACUUAAUUAAUUACCCUAAUCUAAUUUAUUGAGGAUAAAUUAUCCGGCUGUGAUUUAUUCUUUUUUCCUGCUGGGCUAUUUUUUCGACACUGCAUAAUUCUAGAGUAUAGUAGUAGUACUAUUAGUUUUUGUUGAGAUAUUAAAUGGCUGGAAGGUGACCCACGGCUUUGCAUAUUUUGAAAACAUAGUACUCCUACUGUUAAUUGAGAUGAUGGUUGGAAGUUCCAUGGCAACUCCUACAUCUGGACUGAAUUCCACUAGCCCUGCUCCAUCUCAACUAACCAUCUUCUAUGAUGGACACGUUUGUGUGUUUGACGCAAUUCCUGUGGAAAAGGUGCGGGAGAUUAUGCUUAUUGCCGCAACUGCUGCUGCUGGUGCUGCUAACUCUGUUGACAUGAAGAAAGUUGCAACUGAUUGUGCCACCACCUCACCUGUUCUUACGAGGUCUCCUUCGCUUCAAAGUACUGCUACUGCAACUGCUCUGGCUUCACCACAGGCACAGGUGUACCCUAUUAACAGGACCCCUUUCUGCAAACUGAAAGAACUACCAAUUGCAAGGAGACACUCCCUUCAGCGAUUUUUUGAGAAGCGGCGGGACAGGCUGGUGAACAGGAAUCCAUAUCCUAAUCCAUCAACACCAAAAUCAUUUGAUGACACCAAAGCUAACCUCAGUGCUGCAACUUCACCAGAAUCGGGUUGCUUUGGUAAAUCGCCUGUUGCUCAAGAAGAAUUCCAUCCAAAAGCUCCAGCUCAUGUUGCAUAAGUUAAGCAUAUACGAAUCCCUAUAUAUAUUUGAUAAAAACUAAACUAGCUGUGUUAUUAUUGUGAAAUGCAAACUGAACUAGGAUAAUGACUUUGAUCUGUCGGUGGAGUUGAUGUUGUUUGCAAGUGUACAACUUAAAGUAGGUCUCAUGGUAGGUAUUGCUAUUGUUUGCCAUGAGAGUGUUGUCUAAAUGUAGAGUCAAUUCUCUUGUUCUCCUACUGCCUCUAGGGGGCUGUUGUGAUGUCUUUUAAACCUGGGCACCAUGUCUAUAAUCUUUCUGACAAUUAACAAA
Messenger RNA from Gossypium arboreum, 1171 nucleotides. RefSeq names its product protein TIFY 3-like. Bases 325 to 879 code for a protein of 184 amino acids. The transcript is spliced from 5 exons. The record is from RefSeq and is a predicted model, not a curated record. Lineage: Eukaryota; Viridiplantae; Streptophyta; Magnoliopsida; Malvales; Malvaceae. Gene Ontology annotation, cellular component: nucleus. Gene Ontology annotation, biological process: regulation of jasmonic acid mediated signaling pathway; response to wounding; regulation of defense response.